Molecule: messenger RNA, 1122 nt
Organism: Macrobrachium nipponense
Lineage: Eukaryota; Metazoa; Arthropoda; Malacostraca; Decapoda; Palaemonidae
Exons: 8
Coding region: 285-941 (218 amino acids)
Source: RefSeq, a predicted model, not a curated record
GAUACUCGCGGCGAAGGUUGCUUUCUCUAAGAAGGGCCAGUCAGGCUGUAGUCCGUUGCAACGGUGUUUUUGAUUCGUUCAAGCUGAAAGUUAUGGAAACUAAGAGUUCGUCUGUGUCCACCUAUCUUGCAGUAUAUUCCCGUCGUCUUGAUUCCGGGGCCAUCGUUUAAUCAGCACAGGUAGACGGAAGACCUGAAGCGAUCGAGGAAGUAGUCGGAAGCAUUAGAAGCAGCUUCGGCGCCCUCAGCUCCAAGCGGGACCAGUGGUUCCAGAACUACUCGCACAUGAGGAAACUGGCAGACACCGAUCAGGAAAACCUGACCGAACUUCUGUUAGUGAGCAAGCUCGCCGUUCCGAUGAUUUGGUAUCUGUACACUUCCGAAGUUGCGAGCCAAAAGAAAAGACUCGAGAAACUCGUGGACGAGGAGCUGGCUCGAUCACUUCCUUACCGUAGAUCAUUUUCUUUGGAGUAUCCCUUCUUCCACAUGGAGAUGACGCUUCAACUGCUGGAAGAGAGCGAUUUUCAGAUUGAGCUGCUUCGUGAUGAGUCUACGAUGAUUUUUCUCCUUAGGAUUGAUUACGAUGACAGGCGCAUUGUCUUCAGCGAUCAGAAUGGAGGAGAAACCGUAGAAAGAUUCGUCAUAGCAGAUGAUGAUUUUCCUGCCUUGGUGCCUGGGAUGGAUUUCAGAGUUAAUAUCCAGGUGGCAGACGACUGCAUAUUCGUCUCUUUCUGGGUUGGUGACCUUAGCUUGGAUACUCCAAUGGCUUUGCCUGCAAAAUAUCAUUGGUGCUCAAAGGUUUACCAUCAUGCAACAUCAUAUUCAAUCAAUGUGCUGGACUUGAAACAAACUUCAUCUUCAGACGAAACAGAUUCUGCCGAGGACAAGCACGAUGUUAAGUUGAUGUCUGCUACUAUUUAUGGAGGUCUCAUUGUUCAAUAGUGAUCAGAUACAAGCCGACUAUACCACCAUUCUGCAGAUGCCAUUAUGCCUAACCUGAGGCACUUUAAAAAUCCUCAAAAACAGCUAACUGUAAUAAGUGAAUGAAAGACACCUAAGUGGGAUGGAAAAAAGAAUCAGUUUGUACCAUCAGGAUGGGUCAGAAAGUAAACCUAAAAUUGAA